CUGCGUACGCGCUAGUAGGCUUCGAGCCAGCGCGGUGCGCGGACGUACGCGCAACGAACGAGCGAGCGCUCCCGACUGUAGCUGCAGCGAUCGAGAGCAAGUCUCACUGAAAUGGAAGUGGCAGGUCAAUGGCGGCGGGAGUGGGCUGGAGCCGCCGAAUAUGGGAAGGUGACAGAAGGCGGCGUGACGCGGCAGGUGGCGCGUGCGAUGGAAGUCCUCCACGCGAGCGCUCCGGGCGCGCGCAUGCGGGUCAUGCGGGCCGCGUACCACUCCACGGCGGGGCCGGGCGCGGCAACGUCCUACAUGGUGCACUCUUCCCGCAGAGUAAUAUCUUCCGGCACCAGACUACUAUCUCCUUCGUUAACCAGCAGACCGUUUGGAGAUACGCCUUCCCUACCAUCGCUGCCGUCGCUACCGCUGGAAAUAUCAUCAACCCCCUUGGAGUUGGUAGAUACUCCGGAAACAGAGAAUUACAAAGUGACAGAACCAGACGACACAGAAAUUUCCCAACCUUCAAAAUGGAAAAGUUCCACAGGCAAGAGCUCAAUAAGAAUGCCCAGCGAAGAAUCUUCGUCCACUGAUAACGCCAGCAUCAUCGAUCUCGACCCUAAACCCCAUCACAAAAGUAUAUUCAGAAAGUAUUCGUAUGAUUCAGAAAAUAGUGACAUCUCGACAAUGAAACUAAGCAGUCGAGCCUCCCCACUAUUGGAUGCUCCCGUAUCACUGAGCACUCUUAAAUACAAAUCACUACUGAAUGGGAGUAACGAUUGGACUAAUAGACGCAAAAGUUACAGCUUUGAAGAAACAGAUCCGCUAAAUGAAACCAUCUCACACUGUAACGACACACUGGCAAUGGAGUCCUCCACGGACAGUGGCAUCUGUAAGUCAACUGAAAUAGUAAAUGAUCACGCAGAUUAUGAGAGAAAGGACAGGAAAUAUUAUCCUCCUGAAGAUUCAUUCAAAGAUUGGCUUAACAAAAACCGGCAAACCUCAUUCAACAAAACCAAUCAAUACAUAUCUAAUAAUAGAGGGUACAAUGUAUUGAUAGAAGAACCAAGUGAAAGUAGUAUUACACUGCAGUCAGCGGGUAAAGUAUCAAUUACAGUGCCCAUCACACUUGAAUCUGAAGAAGAGUAUCAACACAGGAAAGCCCAGGGUAUUGAAGAAGCCGAGAGGAGGCGCAAGAAAGUCGAAUUUUGUAAAACUGAGUUACACUUUGCGGCUGAAUCUGGGAAAGUUAAUAUUAUAGCCACCGAUGAAAAACCGCCACCUACAAAUGAUUUUAGAAGGAGGAAAAGUGCUUUCGUACCAAUGAAGAAACCCGAGAGACCGACUACUCUGUUGCUCGAAAAGAAAACAACUGAUGAUACGAUGAUUGAUUUGUUACAACACAACACUAGUGAGGUAGUUGAAAACGAUGAGAAUACAGCAGCUACAAAAAGUAUUCUCAAAAACAUAAUUCCUAAGCCCAAACCAUAUCUUCUAGGCGAGAACAUGGCUCUUGGGCUCGCUGACGACGUUCCGAGUGGUAACAAGUCCAGUAUAUGUAGCGACAAUUCAGAUGUUCCGACAGCUGUUUCAUUAAUCAAUAGGCAGUUGCAAGAAAGAAGGUGCAGCAAUGAAACAACCUCCAGUAUGGCUAGUGAAACUGACAUAAGCAGUCCUCUAAAAACAUUCACGUCGAGGCCAAUUAAUGCAGGUCUUAUCAAGAGUGUAAGCUCAAGAAGUCAAAAUUCUAGCCAACAAUAUUCGUCAACCACUGAAGUCACUGACACCUUCAAUUCAGUUAAAGAAAAGUUGAAGGCGUUGCAAAUGUCUCCGACACCAGCAAGAUCGAAAACACGCCAACUUCGGCAAUCUGAUCUAACUUACUUUGGUAUUCAGAAUGAUAAAAAGAAUACAGAAGACGACAAGCCCAAGUUCAUCAGAGACAGAAUAAAAAUGCAAAAUGAAGCAAUUGAUAACAUUUUCCAAUCUGUUCGGCUUAUUCAGCAAGUAUCUAACAGUGUAUCCAACAGUGUGUGUCACAGUGAAGCUGAAUCAGAAGAUGCUGUGGAAUAUCAAAAUAUUCCUCUUAAAACAAACUUUGCUCCUAUACCGACGCCACGAUCGCGUACAAAAUAUACCGACAGAGAUUCUGAAAAAGUAACAGUACUAAAGCCUAUUGUAGAACAGGAUUCCGUAGUGAUAAAACAGAAUAUACAAGAUACAACGAGGCGUUCUAGGUCACGAAGAUAUGAAGAGGCUUCUUCACCGGCAAUUCGAAGUAUUUCGGAGCCCCCUAAGGCUAAUCGAUUAAGCUCUUUGGAAAAAUCACAUCGACGAACCCACAACGUCAAACAAAAUAUUACUGCAAGGAUAAACAAAUAUGAAACAAAGGAAGAGAAAACGAAUUAUAGUGAAAGGCAUCCUUCAGAUACCGCCAAAUUGUAUUUAAGCGAGGAGGACGACGACGACGACGCGAUGCCUACGUAUGUCAACGUAAACAAAGAACUAUGUAAUAAUGCAAUACCAAUAACUGGUGAGGAUAAAAUACGUAAACCAGAAAUUGAUAGAAAAUUGUGCCAGUCACAUAAAACUGACACUGGUCACAGAGAAAUCGUUCAGAAAGCAGAUAAGUAUACAGUAGAACGAAGAUUGCGUACAAGACAUGAGAAAGCUGGUAGUGAUAUUAAGCCCAUAGAAAACCAUAAAGAUCAAUAUGAAUUAGAUCGAAAGUCACGUGCAACACCUAAAAAAACAAAUAGUGAUCAUAAAGAAACUACCCGAAAUCAAUCUAACUCUCGAGAAAAAAUCCAUAAAGCAGACAAAUGUAAUGAUAGCUUGAAUAAAAGAACAAACUCCUCGAGGAAAAAGAAAGUAGACUCAAAGGCUGGGCCUGCAGAUGCUCCGCAAUCGAGUGACCCUUCAGUAACUUCACAACGCAUUACAACAGAAAAUAAAAUAAAUAAGGACGAGAGAUCUACGUCGACGAGCAGGCAAAGUAAAUCACAUAGACAUGCGGACAAAAAUAUGACAGAACGGAUUGCUGAGAUUUCCGACACCCCUACAAAGGACUCGAAAGGAUCAACCAAAUCUCAGCAUGUGAGGAGUGCAAGUCGUAAUUCGACUUCCAAGAAAGACACUAUAGAAAACCAUAAACGAUCUAGCGCGAAUUCUGCUGAUCGCCACCGCAACUCAUUGCAACUAAAGUCUGGCGACAAAAACGGGGAAGAGCACUACUCAAAAGACAGAAAGUCAAGGAGAAACGAAUACGUUAUCAAUUAUGAUGACAAGAACGGGACAGUAGCAUCUAUAUCUAAAGUACCAACUGGACCUGGAUCGACUAGGAAGAAAAAAACUUCUCUAGAAAGAAUUAAAGACACCCCUAAAGAGUAUAGAACUCAAAGCAAACCCGAGAAAAUUCACCUGCUGCAGUUCCCAGAACGAGAUAUCCCAAGCGGACUGAGUCACGCGCAUAAGACAUCGAGGACAAAAGUGCAUAUACAACGGACUUGCCAGCUAUUGUGAACUGAAUAUGAGUAAUGCUAGUGUAAGGAAUGCCAAAAACUAGCCGAUUGCUGUAAAAUUAGUAUUUAUGUAUGGAACUUGCAAUUUUUUAUAAUUUAUGUGGUAAUUAAACAUCGAAUAAUACUGAUCUCACAUUAAGGUUAACAAUACAAAAUAACAGUUAUUAAUAAAGUAUACGACUUAAA
This is a messenger RNA of Cydia splendana, 3695 nucleotides long. RefSeq lists its product as uncharacterized. The record is from RefSeq and is a predicted model, not a curated record. NCBI's taxonomy places the organism in Eukaryota, Metazoa, Arthropoda, Insecta, Lepidoptera, Tortricidae. Bases 112 to 3510 code for a protein of 1132 amino acids. The transcript has 6 exons.